Messenger RNA from Ctenocephalides felis (cat flea), 895 nucleotides. RefSeq names its product post-GPI attachment to proteins factor 2 (gene PGAP2). NCBI's taxonomy places the organism in Eukaryota, Metazoa, Arthropoda, Insecta, Siphonaptera, Pulicidae. Gene Ontology annotation, cellular component: endoplasmic reticulum membrane; Golgi membrane. The transcript has 3 exons. Gene Ontology annotation, biological process: GPI anchor biosynthetic process. Bases 76 to 843 code for a protein of 255 amino acids. The record is from RefSeq and is a predicted model, not a curated record.
AUCAUGACUAAUGUCAAAAUUUUGAUAAAUUUAGUGUAAUUAGUUAAUAAGUAAAAAAAUAAGUUUUAGGCUAAAAUGACAUCAAAAAUUAAUUAUAUACCCCUACACGAAUCAGGGAAGUCAGUAAGAUUCCGUCUACCCUGUAAUAAAAUAGUGAUUUGUGUUGUAUCAAUACAAUUCUUUAGUUUUAUCUUUUGUAUAUUAUGGUCCAUAUUAUAUAAUUUUGAGGAUAGCACUUCAACCCAUUGCCAUGUAUUUAACUUUUUGCCAUCGAUAUCCUCGGCGAUAGGUAGUUAUAGUCCUCAAAAAUAUGUCUGGAACACUGCCGUUACUUUAGCACUAUUACCAAGACUAUGUGUUGUUAUCAUGUACCAGAAAUUAUAUACUGAACUAUUAAUACCAAAAGCUUCGAGUAUAAAGCAUUUUGCAGGCUUUUUAAAUACAACGGAAAUUUUCAUGUUGGUUGGAUUAUCUUAUUGGUCUUCGCAGGAAUAUUAUUCAAUACACAAAGCAUGUUUUCUGACAUUCAUUGCAACAUCUGAAGUAUACAUGAUAUUAACAUGCUUUUUAUUAAAAACAUCAAGAACCAAGCCAUUAACUAAAAAGCAAUCUAAAUCCUUAAAUCUCAAAUGGAAAUGCUUGAUAAUAAAUAUAGUUUCAUUUAUGAUUGCUGGAUAUUUCUUUGUUCGGCACAACGCUUAUUGUGAGCCCGGAGUGUACUCAUUUUUUGCUCUAUCCGAGUAUAUUGUAGUUUUAACAAAUAUUGCCUUCCACAUCACUGCUGCGCUUGAUUUUAGUAAUGUUGUGGUUACGGUAGGGAAUCUGUCUAUUUAUUUUUCUUAAUUUGAGAUGUUUCAUUCUUUAAUUUAAUAUUUUAUCUACCUGUUAUAUAAUU